AUCUAAUAGUACAUGCCUGUGCGACGUUAAACCCAAUAAAACAAAACAAACAAAAGAAGUUUAAGGUUAUAAUAAUAGAUAACGAUUGCGCAUGUCAGUAUCCAUAGCGAGAUGAAUCACUAAAAUGGAGAGAGAGGUUCACCGAAAACGAAAGUUGGAUAACAGGAAGUAAUAUAUCUGUGAAAUGAGUCAUCAAGUAGAGUUAGAGAAAAAGAAGUAUAGAAACUGGGUGAGAGGCGGACUGGCGUAUAAAUAUCUUAAAGAAGGUGUAAAAGGAUUUGCUGAUGAUGUGGUUAAUGGAGAACAAAGGAGAAUUAAUCAGGAUGUCAUAUCCGGACGCAGCUGUAACAAAUGCAACAUUAGAAACCUGCGACCAUUGCAUACUUGUAAAAAUGAUCAUGCCGGCAGAAAGAAAUGUCCAUGGGGUCAGAACAGCUGUAACUGUCUGUAUACAAAGAAGCAGCGAUGUCCUAAUAAAGUAUGCGACGUUAUUAUGGAAGAAAUUCUGAAAAAUCACGCAUCGGCACCGCCUGCACCAAACUGGAAAAAUACAGAUAUACAGAAAUGGUGUUCGGAUCCAUGGGAGAUCGCAAAAAGUUUCAUCAAUGCGCCGGGAUAUUUUGACAAGUCUAGGGCAGACGAUAUUGACAUUUCAGGGUUACUUCAUGUUUUCAUCAACAAUAUCAGUCACAAAACACACUUGUCCGACAGCAUAAAUAAUGCCGACAUAUUUCAAAAGAUUCUGAAAAGAAGAAAUGAAUUAUUUCAUUCACCGACCAUGGAAAUGGAAGACACCAAGUUGGAUGAAUGUAUAGAUGAAAUCAUAGCAACUCUUGAGGAUGAAAAAGAAUUGAAAGCAAGACAAGAUGCUCAAGCAGCAGUCUUAAAACUCAAACAGUUGAAGCAAGAGAACUUUAUCAUUACCACACACAACGAGGUCGAUGUAUGCAGAGAUGCUCUAACAUCCAUCACCAACAAAACAGAAGAAUUGAAACAAACGAUCCAGGAAGCAAAAGACGACAUAGCUAAGAAACAAGCAGAAGCUACUGAAGCAGCAGGUGAUGAGACAAGGAAAGAAUCAGACAGUCAGAAUGAGACACUAUAUGAAAGAGUUGGGCGGCUUGAAUCAGAUCUUUUGGUUACAAAACAGCGGCUUACGACACUGGAGGGUAAAGUAGACAAACUGGACACCAUACGUCAAAAUCACCAGAAACAGUUAGACUAUGUUGAAGGAAAACGAGCGCUUCAGAAUGGCUUGGUGAAAUUAUAUCAGCAGCAUUAUGUAAAAACAUCUGUUUCACCUCUAAAAUCUCGAGAGAAUGACAUCAGCAUAAACGAAGUUUAUAUUACACCAAAUAUGGCAGUCGAAGAGCAAACAAAGUCCAAUGAUGGAGAAGUCAAAAAAGUUCAAACGCGCACGCCUGAAAAAAGAUACAUACGUGGAUAUCGUGAAAUAUUUCAAACAAAUGGACAAAAACAUAAAGCAAUUUAUAUAGUGGGUGAUGUUGGAAGUGGAAAAAGUUCUUUCUGUAAAAUGAUGAUUCAGAACUGGUGCACUGCUUUUACAGAUAAUUCCCUCAGUAUCGUUGCUGGCAGUAAGAGUGUUAACUGUACGGACCCUGAUUCCGAAGCUACUGCUUUUACAGAUAAUUCCCUCAAUAUCGUUGCUGGCAGUAAGAGUGUUAAUUGUACGGACCCUGAUUCCGGAGCUACUUACGAAGGUAUAAAGGAGUCCGAUACACCGGGCAAUGAAUUGUCGUCUGAGUAUUCACCGAGGUUUGCGUUAGCUUAUAACGAUUUAUCGGAUUUGAUAGUAUGUGAACCAGACGAUGACUCUUCAUACAGUGAUAAUCAGUCUUCAAAAGCAGACGAUGAAAAUAUCAAUGAGAUUAGAAAUUUUGAUUUUCUUUUCUUUAUACCCUUGCAAAAAAUGUCGGGACUAAGCGAUAUAACUGAAAUGAUCAAAGCGAUUGUUACAGACGCCGGCCUGGCGUCAACUGACGUGAUAGACGGAAUACUUGAUCACGAAUCGGAACGUUGUCUUAUCGUUGCAGACGGAUUGGAUGAGUGGACUCUUCCUAAAGAUAAAUAUCGUUCAUCACAUGUCAGUUACGGUUUACCAAAAAAAGACAGAGCAAAACAUGCAACGGUCAUCACACUUUCUCGGCCGUCAGCUAAAGGAAUACUCAACAUGAAUUCUUCGGAAUGUGAUAAAAAGGUGGAAUUGUUAGGAAUUGAUAUCAGAUCAGUUCAAAGUUUCAUUGAAACAUACAUGUCAAAGUCUAAAAAUAAAGGUAUAUCUUUAAGAACAUUAAUGAUGAAAAUCGAAUCUGCGAAACUUAAACAUCUUGAGAAAACCCCUUUGCUUUUGCAACAAUUGGUAUGGUUGUAUUGUAACGGAAAUGAAAUUGGAAAGUCUAUCAGUGAUACAUACAGUCAUAUUAUAAAUAUCAUGCUAGGCUGGACACAGAACAAAGAAGAGGAAGAAGACGCGGAAGAAGAUCAAAUUGGCGACACAAAUGAAAAUAAAGAUGAGAACCUCCCUGGAAUGUUACAUAAAUUUGACAGAUGUGAGGCAAAUAAAAGAUAUCUCCUUCCAUUAGCUAGAGUUGCAUUUGAAGCCUUAACUUCAGAAACGGGGUCAAACACAUUCGGCCGAAAACAACUGCGAAAGAGAGGCGUGCCAAAUGAUUGUAUAACUACACUCAUAAAGUUAGGUAUUCUGAUAGAAGAGAAUUGUUUUGAUCCGACACAAGAGAACACCAGGUUAGCAUUCAUUCACAUAUCCUAUCUUGAGUUUUUCACUGCAGUACAUAUGUCUGGUCAAUAUAACAAAGAUCAGUGCUCAAUACAUCAGCAGACAAUUUUGGAAGAACUAUUUCGAAAUUGUAAAUCAGCUGCCGACAUACUACAGUUAUCUAACGUUAUUAAAAUGAUAUGUGGAUUAUCUCCAUGCAUAAUAUCAGAACUGUCAAAAAUGAUGUCAGAGAUUGUAUCUGAGGAUGAAAAUAUGAUAACAUAUAGAAACACUUUGCCAGCGGAUUUGUGGUACGGUCCAGACGUAGAACUUGAACAGAUUCAGCGUCUUAUGUUCGACUGUCUGUCCGAGGGAGAUUCAGAUGAUCAACCUAUGAUCAGUCUGUGUUGUGUUAUCAUAGAUGACUAUAUAGAUAUUUCAUUUCUGCAAAGGAUAGUACCGGAGAAUGUGUUGCAUGUUAAUGUACGGAGUAUCUCAGAUGUAAAAGUAUGGAAGUGGAUUGCACAACUGAAACGACUUCAGUAUCUGCACAUUCUUCAUCACUAUUUUUCACAUAGUGGGAUGGAAUUGGUAUCCUCAUUUAUACAAGAAACGCCUUUAAGAUAUCUUUCAUUGUGCGGUGUUAAAUGUGAUUCAUCGUUCGAUGGAAAUUACCAGCAGAAUGUUUUUUGUAAACGUCAUACGAUUGAUCUUUCUAAAAAUAAUCAGCUUCAGAUACUUCAGUUAAAAGACUGUGACGACGUGAUAAUACCUAACAUUAACACUAAACAUCUUAAAAUAUUACAUUUGUGUUCAUUCAGUACAUUAGAUAUUGAUCUUCUGUUAAAUGCCAGCAGUCUGACGGAACUUCACUUUGGAUCUUACAAUUCUAGAUUAACAUACAACAAACAAGUGGAUUCUGCGGUACAUACCUUACAUCAGUUACGGAAACUCAGAUUAUCAUAUGGUGUAGAUAUUGAUACCAAUGCUCUCACUGUUACACCUGAGAUGAAAAACCUUGAACACAUUGAACUACUGGAAGUCAUAAUGAGCCCGGAAACAUGGCGUACAUUCCAUGAUAGUCUGCUUACUCUUCAACAAUCUGUAUCUGUACAGGUUGAUAAUUUCUGUAGAAAAACAGGCGACGAUGAAGUUGACUAUGUAAGACAGAAUAGAAUGUUUGAAAUGAUAACAGAAUACAGGGGCAUUUCAAAUUUAGGACAAAAGAUAAUUGUCGCAACUAGAAAUAUUGAGAACUGCAAGUGAAUGUAUGACAGUAUUUCUGAUGGAAAAAGAAAACAUAACAUUGUUUCUGUCGGAAAGUGAAAACAGUACAAUAUUUAGAGAAACAAGAAAUAAAAUACAUUAGAUCUUUUAAUUGCAUUUAUUAUAAAAAAUGCGAGUGUUAUGUACAGACACUUCUUUAGCAUAAUGCGACACUUGUACACAUACUGAAAGUUAAAUAAUGAUGAGAAUAAAUAUUCAUGAUAAAUCUA
This is a messenger RNA of Mercenaria mercenaria, 4233 nucleotides long. RefSeq lists its product as uncharacterized. The transcript has 6 exons. The coding region runs from base 185 to 4003 and encodes 1272 amino acids. NCBI's taxonomy places the organism in Eukaryota, Metazoa, Mollusca, Bivalvia, Venerida, Veneridae. The record is from RefSeq and is a predicted model, not a curated record.